Molecule: messenger RNA, 330 nt
Organism: Pseudocercospora fijiensis CIRAD86
Lineage: Eukaryota; Fungi; Ascomycota; Dothideomycetes; Mycosphaerellales; Mycosphaerellaceae
Exons: 1
Coding region: 1-330 (109 amino acids)
Cellular component (GO): NatC complex
Source: RefSeq, a predicted model, not a curated record
AUGGCAGCUGACCCGGACGCUGCGUGUGCCUAUCUCAGCAGCAUGGUCAACCGGACCCUGCAUCUUCACACUUCCGAUGGACGCAUGUUCGUAGGCCAGAUGAAGUGUACCGACAACGAGAGCAACAUCAUCCUUGCCAUGACAUACGAGUACAGAGAGCCUUCGGAGGCCGACAUCAAGCGAGCGACGCAAAGACAUGAGCAGUCUGGACAAGUGGGCAAUGUCAAGGUCGACAUGAAGAAACGCUUCGUCGGGUUGGUGGUGGUGCCUGGGCAGUAUAUCACGAAGAUCGAGCUGGAAACGUACGGGAGCAGCAGCACUUCUGGCUAG